This is a messenger RNA of Pyricularia grisea, 252 nucleotides long. RefSeq lists its product as uncharacterized. The coding region runs from base 1 to 252 and encodes 83 amino acids. Lineage: Eukaryota; Fungi; Ascomycota; Sordariomycetes; Magnaporthales; Pyriculariaceae. The record is from RefSeq and is a predicted model, not a curated record. The transcript is spliced from 2 exons.
AUGCAGUUCUCACGACGGCGACGGAUCGGUGGCGGCGAGGUGCAUUUAACAACGGAGCGCAAAGGAUGGUGGGGCGGGGCGCGAAACGGCGAACGGCCAUUGGCUACAGUUGAGGACGCAAGGCGGCUCCCACCUGCUCCCUUGGCACUUCGUACCGGUUCUGCCCUCACUGGUUUGACUAGGGGAGAGCGGACGGGAUCCCGUAUAUUCCAGUGGCCAAACCCGGACUCGGAGGCAUCGGAAGAGUUAUAA